UGUGGGUAGUUUUCUAGUUCAGGGUGAAUAGCCAGGCGAUGUAAGAUGGCGGUGAAUAGUAGGUCUAAGAAUUUACAAGCAAUGAACAUUACGUCGCUAUUUAGUCGAAUACACGGAGCAUUUUCUGAAGCCAUGGCCCCUCCCAAAUUUGUGAUUGACCGAAGGACUAUAGAGAAGACGUGGAAGCUUAUGGACAAAGUGGUGAAACUGUGCCAGCACUCGCGAAUGAACCUAAAAAAUAGCCCGCCGUUCAUUUUGGACAUCCUGCCGGAUACGUACCAACAUCUGCGGGUAAUCUACAGCAAGCACGAAGACAAAAUGCACUUGCUAAAUGACAACGAGUACUUUCGUGUGUUCAUCGAGAACCUCAACAGAAAGUGCAAACAGGCUAUCAAGCUUUUCAAGGAGGGGAAAGAGAAGAUGUUUGACGAGACGUCGCACUUUCGGAGGAACCUCACCAAACUGAGCCUAGUGUUUAGCCACAUGCUGUCCGAACUGAAAGCCAUUUACCCCAACGGCGUCUUUUGUGGCGACACUUUUCGGAUAACCAAAAGUGACGCGUCUGAGUUCUGGAAAAACGCGUUUGGGGACCGGACUGUCGUAGCGUGGCGGGUUUUUCGACAAACGCUUCACGAAGUCCAUCCCAUCAGUUCAGGGCUUGAAGCAAUGGCACUCAAGUCCACCAUCGACCUCACAUGCAAUGACUAUAUUUCAAAUUUCGAGUUUGAUGUGUUCACAAGGUUAUUUCAGCCCUGGUCAACACUUCUUAGAAAUUGGCAAAUCCUCGCAGUUACCCACCCUGGCUAUGUUGCCUUCCUUACAUAUGAUGAGGUCAAGGCACGUCUGUACAAAUACAUUAACAAGCCAGGAAGCUAUGUCUUCCGGCUAAGCUGCACAAGGCUGGGCCAGUGGGCCAUUGGCUACGUGACAGCUGAGGGAAACAUCUUGCAGACCAUUCCACAAAACAAGUCCCUAUGCCAAGCACUUCUUGAUGGCUAUCGGGAAGGAUUCUACCUCUACCCAGACGGGCGCAACGUCAACCCCGACCUGAGUUGGGCUGUCCAGGCGACACCCGAAGACCACAUCAAGGUGACGCAGGAACAAUAUGAGCUUUACUGUGAGAUGGGCUCCACCUUCCAGCUGUGCAAGAUCUGUGCUGAGAACGACAAGGACAUUCGCAUAGAGCCCUGUGGGCAUUUGCUCUGCACACCAUGCCUAACCUCGUGGCAGGAUUCAGAAGGCCAAGGCUGCCCCUUCUGCCGAGCUGAGAUCAAGGGAACCGAGCAGGUAGUGGUGGACCCCUUUGACCCGACAGGCCGGACAGUACGCAAGACUGACCUUCAGAACUACAACCACCCCAACAGCCUGGUUGACCUCGACGACGACGAGCCGUUCGAGGAUCCAAACACGUGGACAUCGUCAUUACAAGCCCUGGCCCUUUCACCAAGAAGUGAAACAGCGGAUGGGAGCAGGUCAUGUAGCCGUUCUCCUCUGGUGUCACCACAUUCAUCCCCUAUGGUGGCCCGUCGCAUUGCGACUACUGCGCCACCUCCUGUGCCACCACGUAGAGCAUCACCCACCAACACUCCUGGGCAGUCACCCGGCACUUCACCAAGGCACCAAACCCUGUUUAGGCCCGGGACAGAUGAGUUUGUCAAUGGGGGAGCACCUUCUCGAACCUCCAGUACGCCUCAAAGUUCACCUGAGAAUUCCGGCACCAGUGUAACAUACUCUGAAGUCCAGCAUGACACAGGCCUCUUUGCCAGAAGCUCGUGCUCCGGUUCAAGCUCCAACCCUGGCUCGGCUUCCAGCUCAAGCUCGGGCUGCUGCCUAGGUCCCCGUCCCUCCUCCUCGUUUCCCCCUACCAUUGUCACUUUAGCUCCAUCACCGCCCAACACCAAUGGGACGUGGCCUGGUGGCGGCAACAGCUUGCCCCUGCAGCGUGCACCCUCUCCGCUGCCAGCGCCAAGUGUCCACUAUGCUGAACUGGCCGAGCUGUUUGAGGAGCCCAGCUACGCCAACACAGAACUCAGUGCUGCUGCUGGGCAUGCUGCAAUUCCCAUCCCUCGCCAAACAGAGUCAUCCUCGUUGGACUCCCUGCUGUGUUCACCCCUCCCCGGAUCAGCCAAUGGAUCUGUGGGGACUAGUCAGAAAAUUGAGAAGAGGCUACGAAUGUUGAGACCGCUUGGCACGAGCGCCCUGGAAAACAAGGAAAACGACCGAGUGAGCUACGAGAAUCUUCAUAUGGACUACAUAUCGGAGCUCACAUCAGAAGGCUACGCACAGGACGCUGUAAUUCGUGCUCUGGGGAUCGCACGGAAUGACUUGCAAAUGGCCAGAGAUAUUUUGCACGAAUUUGCCGGCAAGAACAAGUGAGGAGUUGUGGGUCAGUUUUUUUCUCUAGCAACAAACCUCAAGGACAUAGGACAUACAGACCUCUGCAUGCAAGAUGGCACAUCUGAUCCAAGUGUGCAACGACUGAUGUGUCAUGACUUUAUGGACUGGUGAACAAUGAAGUGCUGAGUUUCAAAAUACUAACAGUGCUGUUGACUGAAGAGGAGUGAGCCAAAGGUGCGUUACCUGGUUGGAAGAGGAUGUGCGAGCACUGCUCGAAAGAAGUUCUUGGUUUUUUUUUCCCUGUUCUUUUACUAUCCCAAGAUAUGCUUCUAUUUUUUCAGAACUUGAAGCCAGCCAUCCCAUUGUGUGCAGGUAUUAGUGCACAGAACCAUUUGUGUUGUUUGUUGAAGGCCUUUAUGACUCUUUGGCAGCAUGAAUCUAGGAAGCUGUAAACAGGUUGCUUAGACACUUUUCCUAGCUUUCUUUCUAUUCUGUCCUUCUGGUGUGUUUGUUGGAAAAAGGCAAGGUGCAGUUAUGCAAGUUCAGUACUCCAUCUACAAGUCAUUUUCUCCUUUACGUAGUAUUAAUUCUCCUUCAACAUGGGCACCACUUUGUGCUUCUUAGAGUGAACAACUUUAUUUUUGAAAAGUUCAUGGUUCAAUGCUCUGAGCAUGACGUUUGCAUGCUAGUCACUUUUAAGACAAUGCAAAGUACAGAAGCAGAGCUUUACUUUUUUCUUUGCAUCUUUUUGUGAUCAAGUUUUAUAUAUAGCUUUGAAGGUCACAAGGCUCACCCUGAUUUUAUGUGUGUGCUUGUACAGCAUUUAUACAUAAGUGUUAUCAUAUCACAUUCAUAUUGAAUGUUUUUAAUUCAAGCGUUAGCAAUGUGUCACUACUAGACGCUUUACUAGAGGCAGGGUUGGCCAACUGUCUGUGGCUGGAACAGAUGCACCCUGCUCAUAGCGGGGGCUCCCUGCGUCGUACUUCAGGAUGUUUCUAUGAAUACUGUGAUUUGAGCCGCGGCUAUAACUUAUUCCAAGGAUGCACGUGAUGCAAUUACAUAAUGGGGUCACUGUGCUGCGGGGCCCUUUGUUUUUGCCUGACAUCAUUUUUUUUUUAUUCCUUGUCAUUCUGCUGUAGCAUUGAUUAUUUUACAUCAUUUUGCUUUACAUUGGAUAUGUACAUUUUCUGCGCGACAUAGCCACUCGAGUUCAAACUGCACAUUGUACUUGUCGGCACCGUAUGAAAUCUUGUAUAAUGGGAGAUUGAUCAACAGUUUCAACUUAUGCAUGCUUGCAAGACAAUUUCUUGUCUGUACGAUCAGUUUGGCUUUAAAAACUUUGGUAUUUGCAGCAUGGUUUGCACAAUGUUAUAAAUGCAAGCCAGCUUUGAACGACUGCAAUUCUGAUAAGUUGAUGCAGAUUGUGAUGUACAAUUGUCUAGUGUAAAAGCGCAUCCACUACCAAAAAUAUCUAGGUCGUAGCUAUGGUUAGGUAGAGAAGAUCUGGAUAACCACCAUGCAAGCUGGCACAAGUGAGGAAAGAUGCCCUGCACAUUGUGUCUAUUAGUAUGCACGGCUAUUUGAAUAAUGUGCUCUCUCUUUUAUUUGGAAAGGAAGAAAAUGUGUAGGAAUGCCUGUGUUUGUGCACGAGCUGGUAAUAAUAGAUGAAGUUUUAGUAAAUAGGAUUGCGUAGAUACUAAAGCCUUUAUGUCAAGCGUGAAAGGCCUUGCUGUAUCUGUUACAUGAGGUUGGGGUCUUUCAUGGAGCUUGUGUCUAAUAUAUAACCACUUAACAUGUUGUACAGAAAACACAUGACAGUUUGCUUGACUGACAACUGCAGUCAUCAAAGAAAAAAAAAAUGAGGUAUAAGUACAACUUCAUGCCCAUAAGAUCAUUCGUUGAUAUCAUGCACAUCACGUCAUUCUUAUAUGCUUCUCCGGUGUGUUGUUCAAGGUUUGUCCUUACCCUUAUUCAGCAUGAACUUUCAGCUCUCAGUCUCGUAACACAUUGUAUGUGUGCGUGUGUGCAUGUGUAAUAUUGUGCGUACAGCCUACGAAACCCUGGAAAGUAUGACAUUUGUGUUAUGUGUUACUCACACAGCAGGCUCUUAGAAACAAAAUGAGAAGAAGGCUGUCUAACUUGGGUACCAAAACUUCAACAAGGAUAUACAUUUCCUGAACUGUGUGGAGCCUUCUUCAAAGGGCAGCUUCUACAGCAUAGAUAAUACAUUAUGUGUCUAAACCGUGACUAUGGUCUCAAGAAAACUCAGUGAAAGGAAAACUUUGCUAUCAGGAAUUUUCCUAUAUGUAGGGUUCUGCAUUUUUCACUUUCGUAUUUUACAAAUUUAGUGUAUUUUUCUUCUAUUAUUGCCUGGAAAAGCAUUUUCUUGUUUUUUGUCUGUGCUGACAUGAUUUACUUUAUAAACUUUCACUUUUCCUUCUUUUUAUUCUGUUGCAUCUGAUCAUUCACAUGAAAAUUAAAUUUCUUUUUAUUGAUAUGUGAAACGAAAAAUGCCAUCAGAAUUUGUCUUAUGGCAUGUUGCUUUUUACCAGGGACAAUUUUACACCCCUGUGUUACUUUUAUCAGAAGUGGUAAUACUGCUUUUGUAUCUAACACAAUGGUUGUGGCAAAAAUACACUUAUCGUAGACCAUGUGUGACUGCCACUCAUAUUUAUAUUCUGCAAAUAAGUUGAAGAGGUGCGACUUUAAAUGGUAUCAAUGAGCAUUGUGCCAUCAGUGAUUAAUUAACUGUGGUGAGGGGCAUCCCCAUUUCUAGGAUUGAUCACACACAACACACCUAAGCCAUUAAGUUAGCAUUGACAAGUCUUCGUUGGCAUUGGUCACAAGCAACUUUGAAUUUUCUUUUCUUUUUCAUAAUCACAGCUUAUUUAUGAGAAUAAUCACUUCAUUAACCCUUUAAGUGCCAUGGACAAAUCUUACCCUGUUACAAUUGCGUUGGCAAAAAGUGCCAAGGAGACGUGUUUGGCCACUCUUUCUAAGUUCCGGUAAUGGACCGGUCUCAUGCAAUACAUUUUGAUGCUCUGGCAAAUUACCUCUUUGGCCACUAAGGCACCUAUGGACUCUGUUUGUCCAGCAGAGAUUUAUAGAAUGGCAGUUGCCAGUUCUUGCCUCCUCAAGUGUGCAUGUUCUUGAGAAGCAAGGCUAACUCAUCUGAUGGCAUGGAACUUUGUGGACUUUAUCCCAUCUACAGCAGGCAAAGAAUGUCCAACAAGGCAGUGCAUUGUCUGCUGCAAAGGUCGAAGCAGCUCUGGCAAUAAAGUCCGCAAAGUAACAUGCUUCUGGCGUAAGGAGUGUUGUGUGAGACUUUGCCUUGUACCCUGUUUGAGGUCCAUCAUACGAAAGCAAUGUUCUAAUCAUCUACAGCCACUCUUUGAGAACUUUGUCUUUUCACAUUUGCAAGUCUUUCUCAACAAAUAUUUGCUCCAAAAUGUACCUGUAGCAUCGAGCGGUUGCAACAGAACUGAGCCCCUGUCAAUUACACUGACAUUUCUAGUCAAUAUACAUGUUCUCGUUGUUUUGUAUUUUCAGAGAGAAGUUGUGAAUUGACUACCCUUAUGUUAUAUUUUGAAUCUGCAAGAAACUUGCUAUCCCAAUGAGAAAUUAAAAAAAAAAUGUCAUUUUCUAAAUGCCUUUCUGGAUUUUUUGUUGGCACUGAAAGGGUUAAAACGUUAAAAUAUGCAAUCUGGAGCAGCAGUUGAAAAUUUAUUGAAGUGCUUCCUUGAUUAACAAACGUAAAUUUUAUUCUGAAUGUACACCACUUUCACUUGCAAUGAGCUUUGCCACGCAUCUUUUUAAAAUUUCCUGUACCAUCAAUGCUACCCACUAUACUCUUAUACACAAACAAAUGUUAAUUAUCAAAAUCACUAUGGCACACUUUUUUUUUUUCAUCAUUACUCAUUCAUCAUAAUUGAAGAUGCUGAACCCUACAUCUAUGGUAACAUUGUUGAAGAGAGAAUUCGUCAAAUUAUUUAGCACCUCGAUUAGCUCUUCCAUUAAUUAUUCUAAAAUAGGAGUGGCUCUCUCAGCCUGCACUAUGUGCUAUGUAGGUAGUCAAACAAGGCUGGUUUAUGGGUUUCCCAUCACCUACUUGGGUUUGCAUGUGCUGAGGUGCCUAUGACCAUGGGACACAAAGUUCUCGCAGUGAAGCAGACUGUAUGAUGCACUUCAGUGGUUGAGAGGACGUGUUAUUGAAUGAAGUAUGGUGGAGUGUAAAUGUCUGUGGCAGGUGUUGUGGCAAAAGCAUGGAAAAUGAUUCAUAAUUUCUCUACUGCAAAGGCAAAACCAAAGUGUGUUUUAGGUUUGCUUCUUCUUGUUAAUGCUCCAAAACUGGUCUCCAGCAUGACCAAGCGUUAUGUCAAAAUUACUACAGUGCUGGAAAACUCAACAUGCACUCAUGAGAAUUGAAAUAAAAUUGUGUGCCAACUCUUU
Dermacentor albipictus is the source of this 6786-nucleotide messenger RNA. RefSeq names its product E3 ubiquitin-protein ligase CBL (gene Cbl). NCBI's taxonomy places the organism in Eukaryota, Metazoa, Arthropoda, Arachnida, Ixodida, Ixodidae. Gene Ontology annotation, cellular component: plasma membrane; membrane raft. Gene Ontology annotation, biological process: cell surface receptor signaling pathway; negative regulation of epidermal growth factor-activated receptor activity. Gene Ontology annotation, molecular function: SH3 domain binding; receptor tyrosine kinase binding; calcium ion binding. The record is from RefSeq and is a predicted model, not a curated record.